AUGUCCAUUUUACUGCAGUUUGUAUUUGGGCUAGCAUGCCUGGCUGCACUGAAUACUGCACUAGUUACCUGUUAUAAUGUGCGACCAGAAAUUGUUAAAGCUGCUGAAGCUAGUCUUCAAUUCAUGGAAUGUUGCGAAAAAGCGAUUGGUUCUCAUUUCUGCACUCAAUCAUUAUGUAAUUUUGACAAAAUUAAGCCUUAUCAGGUCUUAAUGGAUUCAUUUAUUUGUAAAAAGAAAGUACGUCCAAUAUGGGAUUGCGCUUCACAAAAAAAAGAUCACACUUCUUGCUGUUCAAAUCGGAAUGUUGAACCGUCAUGCCUUUCACUGUGUAAUGGAACCAAAAAAGUUGACUGGAGAACAACGAAGCCAAUAUCAUGUCUCCAGUAUUUCAAAGAAAUAGUUGAGUGUUUUGUAGAAGAUCGUUUUACUUAA
This is a messenger RNA of Thelazia callipaeda (thelaziosis nematode), 432 nucleotides long. The record is from the annotation of a GenBank genome assembly. NCBI's taxonomy places the organism in Eukaryota, Metazoa, Nematoda, Chromadorea, Rhabditida, Thelaziidae.